Myripristis murdjan (pinecone soldierfish) is the source of this 1920-nucleotide messenger RNA. It is a transcript of the gene tgfbr2l, whose product is annotated as transforming growth factor beta receptor-like. Gene Ontology annotation, biological process: protein phosphorylation; cell surface receptor protein serine/threonine kinase signaling pathway; cellular response to growth factor stimulus. The record is from RefSeq and is a predicted model, not a curated record. The transcript is spliced from 9 exons. Gene Ontology annotation, cellular component: signaling receptor complex; plasma membrane. Gene Ontology annotation, molecular function: transforming growth factor beta receptor activity, type II; metal ion binding; ATP binding. Lineage: Eukaryota; Metazoa; Chordata; Actinopteri; Holocentriformes; Holocentridae. The coding region runs from base 34 to 1920 and encodes 628 amino acids.
CGGAGCGCUUUGUCUGGCUUGACUCGGUGGCGGAUGAUGGCUCGGCGCUGGAUCGUCCCGCUGCUGCUGACCGUGUGCCUCCCCGCUGCCGUCCUCUCCUUCAGCCACCUGAGCUCCAACCUGUGUAAGUGGUGUGAAGCUUCCAGUCCGCUGUGUAAAGACAACAUCUGCCUCAGCAACUGCUCGCUGUCCUCCUUCUGCACCGCCACCGAGGAGAUCUGCAUCGCCAUAUGGAGGAAGAUCAAUGAGACCAUGACGGUCCAGACGAUGUGUCACCACCCCGCUCUGCCACUGGAGGGCGUCGACCCCAGCCUGCUGCUGAACUCCACCUCCAGAGAGUGUCACAUGGUUCCUCAGCCUGCAGAGGAAGGCGCCAUGCAGGUCUGCAGCUGUCAGGGUGAACACGAAUGUAACGACAAACUCAUCUUCGACAAGGGACCCAACGGUUUCUCCAAGCUUCAGAGUAAAGAUGUGAUCCCGGUGGUGGUGGUCAGCUUGGUGCCCCCCAUCCUGGUGGCUCUCGUCGCCACCGCCACCUUCUACCUCUAUCGCACACGCCACCCCGGCAAGCCCGGCCCGCCGUCACGCCCCGACUGGCCCACCAAACGCACCACGGACCGCUACCACGCCUUGGACCUGGCCCGGCGGGAGGGAGGAGGAGGCGUGAUGAUGCCUGAGCUCGAGAGGGAGGAGUCCAACACCAAGCUGCCAUCUCCUGCUCAUGACAUCAUCAGUGACAUACUGGAGGGACAGGGCCAAAUGGCAGAACCGCUGCCAAUCAAACUGGAGGCCUUGGUGGGGAAGGGGCGCUUUGCAGAGGUGUGGAGGGGCCGCCUGCUGCACGGGGAGAAGGGCGGAGUUAGCAGCUAUGAAACGGUGGCGGUCAAAGUGUUUCCGGCUGUGGAGUACGCCUCAUGGAGAAACGAGCGCUCCAUCUUCUCCGACCCCAAGCUGGAGCACGACAACGUGGUUCGAUUCCUGGCUGCGGAGGAGAGGGGCCCGCCCGGCCACGCCCUCAGGAAGUACUGGCUGGUUUUGGCCUAUUACAGCCUCGGGAAUCUGCAGGACUUCCUCUCUGCCAACAUACUGAGCUGGGAGGAGCUUGUUGCCAUGGCAGGCAGCAUCGCAAGGGGGCUGGCUCAUCUCCAUAGCGACACAACAGUAAACAGGGUGCCCAAGGUGCCGGUCGCCCAUCGGGACCUGAAGAGCAGCAACAUCGUGGUGAAGAGCAGGAGGGAGUGCGCGCUGUGUGACUUUGGGCUGGCGUUAAGGCUGGACCUCUCACUCACCGUCGACGACUACGCCAACAGUGGACAGGUGGGAACGGCUCGCUACAUGGCACCUGAGGUGCUGGAGUCCAGGGUGAACCUGGAGGACCUGGAGGCCUUCAAACAGAUGGACGUUUACUCCAUGGCUCUGGUCCUGUGGGAGAUGGCCUCUCGCUGUCAUGCCAUAGGAGAGGUGAAGAGCUACGAGCCGGCGUUUGGCUCCCGGGUGUGUGAGCAGCCCUGUGUGGACAGCAUGAGGGACCUGGUGCUGAGGGACAGAGGCAGGCCGGACAUCCCCACUACGUGGACGCAGCACCAGGGGAUGAAUGUUUUUUGUGCCACCAUCACUGAGUGCUGGGAUCACGACCCCGAGGCCCGGCUGACCGCUCACUGUGUGGUGGAGCGUUUCAACGCCCUGCAGCAGGAGGAGGAGGAGAAGGAGGAGGAGGAGGAGGAGGAGGAGGAAGGAAGACCGGAGGAGAGGCGGGGAGAACAGGAGGAAGAGGAGGAGGACGGACGAGCAGCGGAUGGUGAGGGAGAGGAGGAGCAGGAAAAAGACUUGGAGACGACAAACAACGGAGAGCCAGACGUAGAGAGAGGAGAUACCGGGGAUUCCCAUGAUCCCCUGGUGUACCGCGGCUCUGCGGUGUGA